CAGAACAGAGACAGCAUGAAACAUGAAGGCCAUCUGCUUCCUGAGACCCACCAAGGAGAAUGUGGAACAUCUGAUCCAGGAGCUGCGGAGGCCAAAGUACAGCGUGUACUUCAUCUACUUCAGUAACGUGAUCAGUAAGAGUGAGAUCAAAGCUCUGGCUGAGGCUGAUGAGCAGGAAGUGGUGGCUGAAGUCCAGGAGUUUUAUGGAGACUUCAUCGCUGUGAAUCCUCACCUGUUCUCCCUCAACCUGCAGGGAGUCGCCAGGGGCCGGAGCUGGGAGCCCUCCAUGUUGUCUCGGUGCACUCAGGGUCUGACCUCCGUCCUUCUCGCUCUGAAGAAAUGUCCGAUGAUCCGCUACCAGCUGUCCUCCGACAUGUCCAAGCGCCUCGCCGAGAGCGUCAAGCAAAUCAUCACCAAGGAGUACGAGCUGUUUGACUUCAGGAAGACCGAGGUUCCUCCUCUGCUGCUGAUCCUGGACCGCAGCGACGACGCCAUCACGCCGCUGCUCAACCAGUGGACGUACCAGGCGAUGGUCCACGAGCUUCUGGGUCUCAACAACAACCGGAUCGACCUCUCCAGGGUUCCGGGGAUCAGCAAGGACCUGAAGGAGGUGGUUCUGUCCGCCGAGAACGACGAGUUCUACGCCAACAACUUGUACCUGAACUUCGGAGAAAUCGGCACCAACAUUAAAAACCUGAUGGAAGAUUUCCAGAAGAAGAAACCGAAAGAACAACAAAAACUGGAAUCCAUCAGUGACAUGAAGGCCUUCGUAGAUAACUACCCUCAGUUUAAGAAGAUGUCUGGCACCGUGUCUAAACAUGUGACGGUGGUGGGUGAGUUGUCCCGUUUGGUGUCGGAGCGUCAGCUGAUGGAGGUCUCUGAGGUGGAGCAGGAGCUGUCCUGUCAGAACGACCACUCCAACGCCCAGCAGAGCGUCCGCCGGCUGCUACAGAAUCCUCGUCUGUCGGAGUUGGACGCCGUGCGCCUCGUGAUGCUCUACGCUCUGAGAUACGAACGCCACAGCAACAGCGUCCUGCCGGCGCUGAUGGACGAGUUGAGCCGGAGAGGCGUGUCGGAGCGCCACCGCCGGAUGGUGAAGUCGGUGGUGGAGUACGGCGGGAAGAGAGUCAGAGGAAGUGACCUCGUCACACCGACAGACGCCGUCGCCAUCACCAAACAGUUCUUCAAAGGCCUCAAGGGUGUAGAGAACGUGUACACUCAGCAUCAGCCUCUGAUUCAUGACACUCUGGAUCAGCUGAUCAAAGGUCGACUGAAGGACAGUCAGUUCCCUUACCUGGGGCCCAGCAGCCUGAGGGACAGGCCUCAGGACAUCAUGGUGUUUCUGAUUGGUGGAGCCACGUAUGAAGAAGCUCUGACCGUUUACAACCUGAACCGCAGCACACCUGGAGUCCGCAUCGUCCUGGGAGGAAGCAGCAUCCACAACACCAAGAGUUUCCUGGAGGAAGUGAUGGCGACGUCGGGUCCCAGCGGCGAAAGAGCACAAGGAGGCGGUCGCCAUAGCAACCGGCGCUGAGCGUCAACAAGAUCGGUCGCCGGGAGGUCGAUGGAGACGAAGACAACAUUCCCCGUUCUGUGUGUUUGUGUUUAAAGGAGCAGUUCCUCUUCAGUCAGCUGUCUGUGUGUUUAAAGUCAAACUGACUGGAUGUAAAUGUUUAACGUGAAAAUAAAAGAUA
Anoplopoma fimbria (sablefish) is the source of this 1694-nucleotide messenger RNA. It is a transcript of the gene vps45, whose product is annotated as vacuolar protein sorting 45 homolog. The record is from RefSeq and is a predicted model, not a curated record. Gene Ontology annotation, cellular component: Golgi membrane. Gene Ontology annotation, biological process: intracellular protein transport; vesicle-mediated transport. NCBI's taxonomy places the organism in Eukaryota, Metazoa, Chordata, Actinopteri, Perciformes, Anoplopomatidae. Bases 23 to 1534 code for a protein of 503 amino acids. The transcript is spliced from 14 exons.